This is a messenger RNA of Lytechinus pictus (painted urchin), 3648 nucleotides long. Its product is annotated as protein artichoke-like. The record is from RefSeq and is a predicted model, not a curated record. Gene Ontology annotation, molecular function: protein binding. The coding region runs from base 179 to 3493 and encodes 1104 amino acids. The transcript has a single exon. Lineage: Eukaryota; Metazoa; Echinodermata; Echinoidea; Temnopleuroida; Toxopneustidae.
UGGGAAAAAAUGUAUACAACUGGAAGAAAUUUGAAAUGUUUGCUUCAUUUGUUCUUAAAUCUUCAUGAGAGAAGGAACAAACAAUUCAACUAAGCUAUUUAACUGCAUGAAAAGGAAAGGACACAUGACAGCCAUUGCAUGAAUUUUAUUUUCCAGAUGUACAUUCAAUAGAAUCAGGAUGUAUCUCUUAUUUUAUGUCUUAUUCUUGUUUGGAAGAACACAUUGUUGGCAAUGUUUAAAUCUCUGUGCCUGUGAGCAGAAAGGACAUGUGGUCAAUGUGGAAUGCACCGAGAGCAAUCUUGAAGAUAUUCCAAUGGACCUCCCAUGCAAUGUCGGCAAGCUUGACGUAAGUAGAAACUUCAUCACCACACUGAAAAGAGGGUCAUUUUCCUGCAAUGGAGAAAUGGUUUCACUUCUUCUUUCGAACAACCACCUAAGCUACAUUGAAAAAAAUGUUUUCGAUGAUGUUCCAAGACUUGUAUUUGUGGUGCUAGAUUCCAAUUUUCUUCAGAUUAUUCCAUAUCUUGGUUCACUGCCUCUCAUUCAUCAAAUAUCUGUCAACCGCAAUUACUUUGCAGAGUGGCAACACUGGACUGUUAGUCCUGGAUCAGAAUUUCACAUUCCAAUACUUGAAAUGGAAUACAAUAGACUCAACAAACUACCGCAAAUUCAAUUCAUAACAUCAGAGUUAUCUCUUAAAGGAAAUCGUAUCUCUGACUUAUCAACAACAAUGCUUUUAUAUCCUAAAGCUAUAUCAUCCCUUGAUAUAUCAUUCAAUAACAUUGAAUACCUGGACAAACUACAAACAAUGAUGAACCUGAAGACACUUUUCCUGGAAUACAACCGCAUACGAAGCAUCAGUGAAUUUGUCUUCACUGAGCUACCAUCUCUUGAAACUAUCAACCUUCGAGGAAAUGUCAUCGUGGAUGCCUCUCCCCUCAGGAAUAUGCCUCAUAUUGAGUACAUCUCAUUACAAGACAACAACUUGCAUUUCGUAGCUAAGCCAGCAUUCACCAACAUUCCAAAUAUACAUACAAUUGAUUUAAGAAACAAUGAAAUUAUUCAUUUCAUUUACGAUUCUUUCUGCCUGACAUCAUUAAGUCUCCUUCUUAAUCAUAACAGCUUGCUAGCAAUGGACAUCUAUCAUGAAACAAAUCAUUCGAAAGUAGAAUUUCUUAAUGUACAUACCAAUAAACUGGAAACUGUCCCCAUCCUUCAUUUUCCUCUGCUGAAAUCACUUUAUGCUGAAUACAAUAGGAUUACAAAUUUACAAUUUGAUGUCAAUGGUCAUCAAAACUUAAGAUAUGUAAACCUGUGUGGGAAUCAAAUAAGAAACAUUACAAACUUUCUAAAUUUGACUGGGCUGAAUUGGCUACUGCUCUGUAACAACUAUUUGACCUUGUGGGAAGAUAGAUAUCUGAUAGGCUCAUCUCAACUUGUUACUCUCAACCUCAGCAAUAAUAGGUUGUCCAUCUUAUCUAGCUUCACUGCUUUGCCAAGACUACAAAAACUAGAUUUGUCUGGCAACAUACUGCACACCAUAGACAAUUCAACCUUUGCCUCAACACCAAUUCUUACUACUCUUAACCUUUCCAAAAAUGAAAUUUCUAACCUUGCUUUUCUUGCUUCUUUGUUUUCAAUCUCUAAGCUCUAUAUUAGUCACAACAGACUUACUGCAAUCAACCCACAAGACUUUUCAAAUCUAAUAAAUCUAAGGACUUUGGAUUUAUCAUUUAAUUUCAUAGUAGAAAUAAAUUUCACAAUGCUGAACUUGCGCUCUCUUCAAACUCUUCUCAUCAGUCAUAAUCAAAUGACCCGCUUUAACUUAGAUCAUCUACUUGAGCAAAGGGCACUUGUUUAUAUUGAUGUUGAAGAAAAUAUGAUAAAAGACAUAUUUUCGGCAGUGCCCAAACAAGUCCAUAUGAACAUUAACAAUAAUGCCAUUGGAAUUUCAAAUUCAAGCUUAAUAUCUGGAAGCAAUAUUUUGGCAUGCAACAACAACUUGAAAGAAUUCAAGCAGAUUAACAUUUCACCUGCAUUAAUAGGGCUUUACUUGAGCAGAAAUCAGAUUGCCUCGAUACCCAAUUUUACUUUCAAUUCUGCAUCUUCACUCUGGUAUCUUGAGUUAGAUGAUAACCACAUAACUUAUAUCGCUCCUUUAGCCUUUGCUGGAUUACUAAAUAUCAAAAGACUGAAAUUAGAGAGAAAUCAUCUUGUAUACCUUCCGUCUGGGGUAUUUUCACAUUUACAAAAGCUCAAAUUUCUCAGACUUGGAGAAAAUCCUUUGAGAUUAACUAUGAAUCAGGCAUUUUCAGGAAUACAGGGUCUCCAGGGUGUAGGUCUUUAUGGCAUACCAUUUUCAAAUAUAUCUAUAAAGAUAUUGCAAGAUUUUAAAAUGGUGGAAUAUUUAGACCUUCAUGAAAAUUUUGCCUUUCAAGGAUUCUUCCUUAGUAACAUGACAACAACUCCCAUUUUUGAAUUUCCAAAUCUCAGAACAAUCAAUCUCUCCUCAAAUGAACUUGGGAUACAUUGUCCAGUGUUGUCUAUGAAAAAUCUGGAAGCUGUUAACUUGUCCAAUAAUUCAUUCACUUCAAUCCCUAAGCAUUGCCUGCCACAGAAUAGUAAAGCAUACACACUGUACUUUUCUAAGAAUAAAAUAACCAGUAUCACUAGAGAUUCAUUUAACAAGCAUCAACAGUUCUGGUUUCUGGAUCUUGGGUACAACAGAAUUGUUUUCUUUGAAUUGGGUGCCUUACAACAUCAGACAUACCUCACUGAUAUCAAUCUUGAGGGUAACAAACUUGUCAACCUUGAUCAUGGGUCCCUAGUAUUCUCUUUGAGGGUAGUAAUGGUGAAUUUACAAAAUAACCCUUGGUCAUGUGAUUGCGACCUUGUCAAAGCAGUUCAUGAAUUUCAUCCAGAAUCAUACAUGUAUAAACCAGUAGUAUGUGAAAAACCUUUACUUUAUGUCAAUUCUAAUUUGCUUGAUUUGGUAGCUUCUAAUACCUUUGCCUGUAGGCUGCAACUGUGCACUAGUCCCAAUCAAACUUUGCUUUCAUUUGUUGGUGAAACAAUGAUCGAGCUACCUUGCCCAAUUGUCACACCCAACUUUAUUUAUUGGUCAGUGACCUUUCGUGGGCAGCAACCACUCUCUAUAAAAGACACCUUUCCAAAAGGGGUAUCUAUUCUUCCCAACCAUGCUCUUCUCAUUACUGACAUUACUGAAGAUAUGAAUGGUCUUUACACCUGCUGGAGUGAGAAUGAAUUUGGGCUAACAAAAUUUACUGUCAAUAUGCUUGUAGAGGAAAACACUGGGAGAGAAGCAAGUUCAAACCUUUCAGUAAUGUUGGCCAGAAAAUGGAAAGACACAUUACCAUGUGGAAACAAAACUCUUGCUUUUAACACUUGUAACAUCAUUAGUACAUCAUAUAAUGUUUUGUUUUCAUUAAUGUUGGCAAUUCAGUCACUACGUUUUUCACAAAGCAUAAUUUAAUAUGGCAGGGUGUAAUCGACUUCAUUAGUGCUACAAAUUUGAUAUGAUGCAAAGACAUUUGUGAACAUGUACCUGCCACAAUGCAACUUCUUGUUUGUACUAUUGUAGAGAUUGUCUUGUUUAGAUUAUUGGGAGAUACCUUUUCUCUAGCAUCC